AAACUCUUGCUCAUACCACUUCCUCGAUAUAUAUCCUAUAUCUUAAUUUCUUUAAGCAUAUUAUUUGGCAUGGCCUCAGCCUCAGGCUCUUCUUGGACUCCAAAGCAAAACAAAUUGUUUGAGAAUGCUUUGGCCAUCUAUGACAGGGACACCCCAGACCGUUGGCAUAAUCUAGCCAGAGCUGUUGGUGGUAAAACUGUUGAAGAAGUAAAGAGGCAUUAUGAAUUACUUGUUGAAGAUGUCAGGCAGAUUGAAGCUGGACAAGUUCCUUUGCCCAAUUACAGAAAAGCUGGUUUAACCGCCAAACCCUAUAGCUUCAUGGAUGAAGAAAAAAGGUUGAAGAGUCUUAAGUUGCAGUGAAGUAUGAACCGGGUCAUACCCAUUUGAUCAAUAAGGAUCCAUUCUUUUUGGUUCUAGCUAAAAGGGCAGUCUUUAAGUAACAAAGCUUGGAAUGUAAUUAGAUAUUUAUGUUUUCUUCUCCCUCCCAUUUAUAUCAGUGUAAUUUCCCAUUAAAAUAUUAUUGUAAAAUGUUUCCUUAAGAUGGACCAAGGAGUCAUAACAACUGUGAUGACUCAUAUGCCCUUAUUAUGGAAUGGAUUCUUAUGUACUUAAUUAGACUACUCAUUUUAGUA
This is a messenger RNA of Jatropha curcas, 632 nucleotides long. Its product is annotated as protein RADIALIS-like 3. The record is from RefSeq and is a predicted model, not a curated record. Gene Ontology annotation, molecular function: DNA-binding transcription factor activity. Lineage: Eukaryota; Viridiplantae; Streptophyta; Magnoliopsida; Malpighiales; Euphorbiaceae.